Messenger RNA from Neurospora tetraspora, 2241 nucleotides. RefSeq names its product actin-like ATPase domain-containing protein. The transcript has 4 exons. The record is from RefSeq and is a predicted model, not a curated record. Lineage: Eukaryota; Fungi; Ascomycota; Sordariomycetes; Sordariales; Sordariaceae. Gene Ontology annotation, molecular function: ATP-dependent protein folding chaperone; ATP binding. Bases 1 to 2241 code for a protein of 746 amino acids.
AUGAGUUCUCUGAACUCUCGCCUGAAAGGCUUUGGUUUUAGCAAACGCAAAUCGACCGCCAGCAUACAGCCGAAUCCUGAUCAGCAGCAGUCGCCCACCCCGCCCCCCGGAGCAGCCCCUCAAUUACCGCAGCUCUUCCAGUCCCGCCCGGGUCCCGCGCCCUCCGUUGCGUCCAACUCGUCUCAGCAGAGUCUUCCUCAAAUGAAUCAUCCAGGUUCCGGACCACGGCCGCCCAGCUACUCCGCAAACUACCCGCCAGGCCCUCCCGGUCCCGUUGGCCGGACCAGCCCUUUGGCGAACCAAGGCCCGACCCGCACGCCGCCGUCGCAACUGGUCGGCGGUCCCCCGCCCAUCAACACCGGGGCUCCCCCUGUCUCCGGCUAUCCUCCGCCCGUCAUGGGAGGUGGUCCUCCUCUGCAGGGAGGCCCGCCGGGAUAUGCUGGUGCUCAAGGAUAUCCUCCGCCGCCCCAGCCCACCGGUCCCGUCGCUCCCUAUCGCAACACUGCUGCCGAGGUGGAGGGCAACAGCCGUAGCAAGGCUCAGCUCAUCGUUGGUAUCGACUUCGGUACCACCUUCUCCGGUGUCGCUUUCGCUUUUGCUACCAACAAUGAGGCCAAGGAGGACAUCAUCACAGAGUGGCCCGGCGCUGGCUCAUACACAAAGCAAAAGAUUCCUACUGUUCUCUACUAUGAUCAAUACCAGAAGGUUGUUGGAUGGGGCCCCGAUAUCGCCGAUGCCCUAGCACCGACUGGUUACCCAAAGCCUGGCGUGCAAAAGGUGGAGUGGUUCAAGCUCCAGCUGAUGUUGUCGGGCAACACCUAUAUCGAUCCUAUUAACCUGCCGCCUCUUCCACCUGGAAAGUCGGAGAUCGAUGUUGCGGCCGACUAUCUUUUCAAGCUCCGCCAGGCCAUGCGCGCCGCGCUCCAGAAGACUCUGGGUGAAGUCUUCAACCGUGAAGAGAGGAACAUCCGCUAUUAUCUUACGGUGCCUGCUAUUUGGAACGACGCUGGAAAGGCCGCGACCCGAGCUGCCGCCAUUCAGGCUGGCUUCCUCCGCGAUGAGAACGACAACCGUCUAACGCUGGUCAGUGAGCCCGAAGCCGCAGCGCUUUUCUGCUCCAAGACAGGCCUUCUCAACCUCAAGGUACACGAUGCGGUUCUCAUUGUUGAUUGUGGUGGUGGAACGGUGGAUUUGAUCGCAUAUGAAGUCGAGGACGAGAAUCCGUUCACCGUGGCAGAAUGCACUGCUGGCUCUGGUGACUCAUGCGGUUCGACUGCUCUAAACCGCAACUUCAGUAACAUUCUGCGGACAAAGAUCAGGAAGAUGAAGCUUCCUGAUGGAUCCAAGACUGCCGGUCGCGUCUACGCCAAGUGCAUCAUGGACUUCGAAAACCGAAUCAAGGCCGACUUCCGGAAUAACGGUCAGAAGUGGGCUGUCGACGUUGGUAUCGAAGCUGAAUUCCCUGAAGCAGGCAUCGAAGAAGGUUAUAUGACGUUCACAAACGAGGAGAUUCUGCAAUGCUUCGAGCCAGUAGUCAACCGCAUCUUGGAGCUUGUCAGAAACCAGAUCAUUGCCAUUCAAGCACAGAAUCGCACACUGCAGAACAUCCUUGUUGUUGGGGGUUUCGGUGCGUCGGAAUACCUCUUCCAACAGAUCAAGCUCCACGUUCCCCCGCAAUUCCAGUCCAAGGUUGUCCGCCCCAUGGACUCGGUCGCCGCUAUUGUCAAGGGUGCCGUCACGGCCGGUAUCACUGAAAGAGUCAUCACUCACCGUGUUGCUCGUCGCCACUACCUCAUGGCUACUCUUCAACCUUUCAAGGAGGGUUACCAUCCUGAGGCGUACCGUGUUCCCUCGCUCGAUGGCAAGGAUCGCUGCAAGUUCACGCGGCAGAUCUUUGUUCAGAAGGGACAGAAGGUCAAGAUUGGCGAGCCGGUCAAGGUUUCCUUCUUCCGUCAAGUGGCACCUGGUGCUACUCUCAUGUACGAAGAUAUCUUGUAUGCCUGCGACGAUGAUGUCUGCCCGGAGUAUACCAAAGAUCCAAGGAUCAAGGAAGUGGUUACGCUCACGUCGGAUCUGUCGCGCAAGAACCUUGAGAAGGAUUUCGAGCGUAUGGACACACCACAGGGUACCUUCUACCGUGUCUAUUUCGAUAUUUAUCUCACUUUGGACGGUUCCGAAUUCAGCGCUGAGCUGGUGUGCCAAGGAGAGGUCAUGGGCCGCUGCCGCGCGAGGUUCAGAUAA